AUGACCCGGCAAUCAGAUGUACAGGAGUGCAUGAACUCCAUCUCCAAUCGCUCCGAGAAGGCAACGGAUGUCCGCGCGUAUGACGAGCAGUCCGUUGAAGAGCGCAUGCGAAAACUCUUUACUGAAAUAGCGGAAAAAAAAGCAGCAGAGAAGAAAAAAGCAGAUGAACUGGCGCAGAUACCAGUAAAAAAUGAGGACGUGGAGGUGCUAAUGUCUGAACUCGGUUGGGAACGUACAGUAGCAGAACAUCGGCUACGUGAGAAGAAAGGUGAUAUUGUUGCCAUAAUGCGGGAAGUUGUUGGACUUCCAAAGGCAAAGGUGACCGUGAAAACAGUAUCUUAA
Trypanosoma theileri is the source of this 342-nucleotide messenger RNA. RefSeq lists its product as uncharacterized. Gene Ontology annotation, biological process: protein stabilization; negative regulation of apoptotic process. NCBI's taxonomy places the organism in Eukaryota, Euglenozoa, Kinetoplastea, Trypanosomatida, Trypanosomatidae. Bases 1 to 342 code for a protein of 113 amino acids. The transcript has a single exon. The record is from RefSeq and is a predicted model, not a curated record.